UGAUCUCUCAGUAUUUUGCUCCCAAUUCUCUUUUGGUGCUCCCAAAGUUGUAACUAUUUCUAACACUAUUGGAGCAGUGGUGCAUCCGGGAGAUGGUUCAGUCUUCAACAGUCAAUAUAUCUCUGAUCAUUGUUAUAAACCUGUUUUGUUUACAGCUGGGAUUAACAGUUUAGUUGAAUCUCUAGGGUAUGAGACUGAGACUGGCUGGCUAGAGAUAGGGCCUCAUACUGUCUGUCUGUCUUUUCUCCGGACCAUGCUGAAACCAAAAACUAUGCUGCUAGCAUCAAUGAAAAAGAAGCAAGCUACAACUACUACAUUUUGUAUUGCUUGGAGUCAAUUAUACUAUUCAAAGCUUGCUUCUAACUUGAAUUGGAGAGCUAUACUUGAGGGCACUGCUAACAAUAUUCAAUGCAUUUCUCUUCCAUCAUAUCCUUUUACAAUGACCAAAUUCUGGAUUCCUCAUAGUGAGAGAGCUAAGACAUAUUAUCAUGCUGGACAACUGACAAAGCCAGAGCAACUUAUGGAUUAUACACUAAUUCAAGGCUGGAUGCAACAACCAAAUUUACAAAAUAACCUAACCUCUAUUUUCAACACAGAGCUUGAAAACCUUGGAGAGGAUAUUACCCAACAUCAAGUUGGAAAUCAUGCAUUAUGUCCUGCCUCUUUGUAUCUAGAGUUGGUGCUUGCUAGUGUGCACUUAUCAGGGACAUUUCUGGAAUCUAUCAGAGAAAAUGAAGAAAUUGUUCUUACUCAUACCAAAUUUUCAGCACCAUUGAUUUAUAAUAUCCCUACCUCUCAGUUUAUCAUGAGUGAGAUUAUAUUUCAAGGAAAUCCUACAAAUGGCAUAUUUUCAAUCAGCACAUAUACAAAAUCUAAGAGACAUAAAACUGUUCAU
This is a messenger RNA of Mycena citricolor, 895 nucleotides long. The record is from the annotation of a GenBank genome assembly. Lineage: Eukaryota; Fungi; Basidiomycota; Agaricomycetes; Agaricales; Mycenaceae.